AUACAAAACAAAUGAACCGCAGGAAGACCAGGAGAACACGUCCAUUCUCAAACUCUCAAAAGAGGGCUGAGGCAGACGAAUGGAAAACCUCAAAUCAACAAUCAUGGCGAGACCGAGGCUACAAACAGGAGGGCACACUGGAGACGCCCGUGGAGGAGAGUGUACCUAAGGGAACAUGCCAGACCAUGUGCCCUGCCAUUGAAAUGCGACAGCGACAAUCACAGCACCGCCUCCAUCGAUAUGAGAUAUUGACAGGAACAGAGAAAGAUCGUCAGCCCAGAGCAGACCCCUUGCGUAUGGUGAAGGAGUAUGCCAGACCAGCAGCUGGCAAAGACUCCACAAACCCCAGUGAACUUCGACCCCCAGAUGUGCUGCAAAAGACUGUUCACUAUCUUAUUGACGAAAUAGCUACUUCCCAAAAUCUACAUCCUUGGACUGAGGUGUAUGGGUUCGUCUUUGAUCGCCUGCGUGCAGUGAAACAAGACAUGAUUAUCCAGCGGCUAUCUGGGCCAUGCUGUGUGACAAUUCUGGAGCAAACUGUUUGUUUUCUUGUUUAUGCAUCGUACCGUCUUUGUGGUGAGCCUCUUCGGCUUUAUGAUCCCAAGCUCAAUGACAUGCAUGUGCAGGAAAAUUUGAGAUGGCUUCUGGACUGUUAUGUUUCUGGCUCAGCACCAAAUGACCACCAGGAAGAGUAUGAAGCACUGAAUUUGCUUUACAAUUUAGGUUGUACCAAGGCCCUGCAGCGUGUUAUGCAACUUCCAGAGGGACUCCGCUGUACUCCUGACAUUUCAUUGGCUCUGUCGAUCAGUCAUGCUUAUCUUGAACGUAAUCCAGUUCGUCUUCUUAGAUUGGCUAAGAAGUUGAGCUUCCUACAGAUGUGUGCUCUCCACCGCCAUCUCACAGCUUGUCGAAGGGAUCUUCUUCUAAUAUACAGUCAUGGAUUCAGUAGCCGUAACUGUCGUUUUCCGCUUGAGAAACUGAGUCAUCUUUUGGAUUUGGAUACAUGUUAUACAACUCAGUAUUGCCAAUUAUAUGGAGUUGAGAUCAACUUAGAAAAUAAAGUCAUCUUUACCAAAAAUGCCUUUCCUGAACUUGAACAGGGAAAAGGACAUUGUUUCCAGUAUCACAAUACUACAACUGACAAACUGAAGUUAAUUAUGAUGGGAUGUAGAGUUCAUAAAUCUUUUUCUAAUCAAUAAUGCUGUACAGCAUGGGAUGUUUAAGUAGAAUAAUGUUAUUUUAAUUAAAGGAUUGUUGCUGCUCAGUGUUCUAAAAUCUG
This is a messenger RNA of Periophthalmus magnuspinnatus, 1279 nucleotides long. It is a transcript of the gene sac3d1, whose product is annotated as SAC3 domain containing 1. Bases 12 to 1199 code for a protein of 395 amino acids. The record is from RefSeq and is a predicted model, not a curated record. Gene Ontology annotation, cellular component: centrosome; nucleus; spindle. The transcript has 4 exons. NCBI's taxonomy places the organism in Eukaryota, Metazoa, Chordata, Actinopteri, Gobiiformes, Gobiidae. Gene Ontology annotation, biological process: spindle assembly; centrosome duplication.